Meloidogyne enterolobii is the source of this 177-nucleotide messenger RNA. The record is from the annotation of a GenBank genome assembly. NCBI's taxonomy places the organism in Eukaryota, Metazoa, Nematoda, Chromadorea, Rhabditida, Meloidogynidae.
AUGGAGGUUAAAUGCAAACAUAUUCUUCAUCUGGAUUGCAUCAAGACGUUGACUAGUUCAAAUGACCGCACUACAAAAUACUUUUGCCCCAAAUGUCAGGAUAAAUUAAUUGAUGUUUCCGAAGACAGUGAUUACAAAAAACUUAUCACGAGAAUUGAAAAAUCCGGUCUUAUUUGA